AUGCCAUCAGCACUCAUACUCAUCGCAGAUGGAACCGAGGAGAUGGAAUUUACGAUCACGUACGAUACCCUAGUGCGCGCGGGUGUAACGUGUCAGUCCGCCUUUGUACACGACGACGAAUUCGUCAGUCCUGUUGCAGCAAAAGGAUCGAGAGGGAUUAGAAUCAUUCCCGAUGUGUACUUUGAGCCGAAUGUUUCGGGUCCUGAUAAAUUCGACGUUCUUGUUAUUCCUGGUGGUGCGAAAGGUGCAGAGACCAUCUCAAAGAAUCCUGCUGUACAAGCCUUGAUCAGGGAAUACCUAUCAAAGGAGAAGCUAGUUGGCAUGAUUUGCGCAGGAAGCAUGGCUGCACUUACGGCUGGCCUACCUAAACAAGCGUUGACCUCUCAUCCAAGUGUCAAAGCUCAACUAGAAUCAGAUUUCAUAUAUACUGAAGUACCUGUUGUUGUCUCCGACAAUCUGAUUACCAGUCGGGGACCCGGGACUGCAUUCCCUUUCGCUUUGAAGUUAGUGGAAAUGCUCUGCGGAGUUGAGAAACGAAAGGAAGUUCACGGCCCGAUGGUGUUCCCGCCCGGAACUCCAUGGUGA
This is a messenger RNA of Lentinula edodes (shiitake mushroom), 585 nucleotides long. Its product is annotated as DJ-1. Gene Ontology annotation, molecular function: protein deglycase activity. The record is from RefSeq and is a predicted model, not a curated record. Gene Ontology annotation, cellular component: cytosol; nucleus. Bases 1 to 585 code for a protein of 194 amino acids. Lineage: Eukaryota; Fungi; Basidiomycota; Agaricomycetes; Agaricales; Omphalotaceae. The transcript is spliced from 7 exons. Gene Ontology annotation, biological process: protein deglycation, glyoxal removal; guanine deglycation, glyoxal removal.